This is a messenger RNA of Cercospora beticola, 1817 nucleotides long. RefSeq lists its product as uncharacterized. NCBI's taxonomy places the organism in Eukaryota, Fungi, Ascomycota, Dothideomycetes, Mycosphaerellales, Mycosphaerellaceae. Gene Ontology annotation, cellular component: membrane. Gene Ontology annotation, molecular function: transmembrane transporter activity. Gene Ontology annotation, biological process: transmembrane transport. The record is from RefSeq and is a predicted model, not a curated record.
CUUUCUUGACAACAGAUUUUCUUCUACAGUGACGAAGAUAACAAGUACGAAUAUUGUAGCGGCGUCUAUGCAUAGAUCUCUUUUGCGACGAAGACUUUUUAUUGUGGAAGAUCAUGGUUGAAGGCGAAGCAGGGACGAAUAGAGAUAACGCGAUGAAGAUGCAGAACGAACGCGAAACAAGAACUGAAAUCGAAAUGGCAAGGUCGUCGAUCGGCGACGAAGUGACGACUUCACAGACUCAAGCACAAGCGCAUGAACCUCAAACGCCGGCUGAGAUCGCGGCUCCGAUGACUUGGUCUGAGAAUGUGAGCCGAGCGCAUUCGAGGACGAGUAGCCGCGCGGAGGAAGAGGAAGAUGUCGAAUUGCAAGCUUUUGCCUCGAGGCAAACGGAGGGGAAUUUUGCGUUGCGAGAGGAUGUUCCGCCUGAUGGGGGGUACGGCUGGAUCUGUACCCUCUGCGUCUGCCUCAUCAACGCUCACACCUGGGGCGUCAACGCCGCAUGGGGUGUUUUUCUGGCAUAUUUCCUGCGAGUCUCAACAUUUCGCUCCGCGACACAUUUGGAAUAUGCUCUUAUAGGAGGUCUCUCCAUCUCUCAGGCUUUAAUGGUUACACCCCUCGUGGCCCUUUCGAACGAGAAAUUCGGUACAAGAACUACACUUCUGAUCGGGACGUUUUUGCUUUCCGCUUCGAUGCUGACUUCCUCGUUCGCAACGGAAGUUUGGCAACUGUUUCUUAGCCAAGGAGUAUGUUUCGGAUGGGGAAUGGGAUGUUUAUACAUCACCGCUGCUGCUAUUCUACCACAAUGGUUCUCGAAACGCCGGAGCUUGGCUAUGGGACUUGCAUCUGCGGGAUCGGGGUUUGGAGGUUUGGCGUAUAAUUUGGGUGCUGGAGCCGGUCUGGAGACUUUGGGUUGGAGGUGGACGUAUCGCAUUUUGGCGAUUGCUACGCUGGUGACGAAUUUGACGAGUGCGAUUUUGUUGAAAGAUCGGAAUCGACUUGUCAGACCGAGCACCAAGGCUUUUGAUGUGAGGGAGUAUGCGAGGGUGGAGACGUGGUUGUUGAUCACUUGGGGGUUCAUGACGGAAUUGGGAUUUGUGGUCUUGUUGUAUUCGUUGCCGAAUUAUGCGCAGACGAUUGGGCUUUCGAGUCAGCAGGGUGCUGUGGUGGGAGCAAUGCUGAGUUUGGGGUUGGGCUUUGGAAGGCCGUUGGUGGGAUGGAUCUCGGAUGUUUUUGGACGCAUUAAUGUUGCCACGGGCAUGACCGCGCUUUGUGGGAUCCUCUGCCUUGGAAUCUGGAUUCCAGCCAAAUCUUACGGGGUGCUCAUACUCUUCGCGAUCUUAGGUGGGACCGUGGCGGGAACCUUCUGGGGAACUGUGGUGCCGGUCACCGCUGAGGUGACUGGUCUGCAGAGACUGCCCAGCACAUUUGGUAUGAUCUGCUUGCCACUUGUACUCCCAGCCACAUUUGGCGAAGGAGUGGCAUUGGAAUUGGUCUCGGCGAGCGGAUAUGUCAGCGCCCAAGUCUUCACGGCUUGCACUUUCCUCGCUGGAGCAGUGGCGAUUUGGCUUCUGCGCUCGUGGCAGCUACAUGAGUUGGCAAAGCGAGAGCAGGCCGACCAGACGUUCUCUAGAGUCUGGCUGACCUUGCACGGACUUUUUGAUCUAAAGAAAGUGUGAACAUCAAUGGCGAUGGUGGAAGAGGUUACCAAUGAGUUGGGGAAGCGACAAUCUAGGGCCAGAGUAGUGAACCAACAUCAGCAGUAUCGACCCAGUCGAACAAUUCUUAUACUUUAGAUAACAAAGAAGAUCUCAUCUACA